This is a messenger RNA of Lodderomyces margitis, 384 nucleotides long. RefSeq lists its product as uncharacterized. The record is from RefSeq and is a predicted model, not a curated record. Bases 1 to 384 code for a protein of 127 amino acids. Lineage: Eukaryota; Fungi; Ascomycota; Pichiomycetes; Serinales; Debaryomycetaceae. The transcript has a single exon.
AUGUUGUUCAAAAAAUUAAGCGCAGUACAAAACUUGGAAGAAAGCCAUAAAGAAGCAGAACGUCAGAAGAGCGAGGCAUACGAGGAAGAGAUAAAGAAAAGGGAGACAUUACAAACCAGUCAUUCAAUCAGUACCAAGUCCAGCAUCAGUAGUGAUGAGGAAGGUGAAGACAGUACAAUGAGCGAACAAAAGCGAAAACUUUUGGAAAGCCAAAAACAACCGAGACCAUUCCUGGCUUAUGGUAAAACUGGGAACAGUGAAAAAGAUGCCAAGAGGGCUGCUGAAUAUGAAGCUCGAAAAGCUCGUAGAGACGAGAAGGACGAAAAAAGGGGGUUUAAAAAGACACCAGCAGAUCUGUCCUGGCCUGCCUGGGGAGCAAUGUAA